This is a messenger RNA of Paramecium octaurelia, 1414 nucleotides long. The record is from the annotation of a GenBank genome assembly. NCBI's taxonomy places the organism in Eukaryota, Ciliophora, Oligohymenophorea, Peniculida, Parameciidae.
AUGUUCUUGAAUUGUUGUCCUAAUGUUUACUCUUUGCUGUUAAAAACAUAAAUCUAAUUUAUUGACCCUGACACACUAUUACAGAUUGACUUAAAAGACUCUUAUUCAGUAAUUCUAAAGAAAGACUUUCUACACAUUUAUAAACAAGGAGAACCUAUUUCUUCUUUGAAGUUACAUUUUCCUAAUUUGAUUAAAUGGAAAUUUGAUAAAGGAUUGAUUGGAUUCACUAUAGAUAAUGAAACCUAUUUGACUGAGGAAACCUACAAAAUAAAAGAGCAUUUAAAUGGAAGAUUGUUUUUUUCUAAAAUUCAAGAUUUUUACACUCCUCUUUAAGUAUUAGGAAAAGGUAGUAGUGCUAAAGUGCUAUUAGUCAAAUCAAAGGUUGGGGAUACAUUUUAUGCUGCAAAAUGUGUUCCCAAGACAGAAUCAAUAAUUUAAGAGAUUGAAAUUAAUAAUCUGUUGGAUCACACGGCUUUUGUGAAAAUAAAAGAAGUGUUUUUAGGAGACACAAGCUAUUAUAUCAUAAUGGAUCUAUUGUCUGGAAAGAAUCUUUAAUAAAUACUUAAGAAUCAACAUACUGGUCUCACAGUUGAGUAGUCUAAAUUGAUUAUGCAUGUAAAUUAAUAGUUAAAUAGGCAUUAUUAAGUGGAAUUGAAUAUAUGCAUUAAAAAAAUGUUAUGCAUAGAGAUAUUAAACCAGAAAAUAUAGUAUUGGAAAAGAUAAACAAUCUUACUACAUUGAAAAUAGUGGAUUUUGGUUUAGCUACCUAUUCUAAUAUUAAGAAGUAUUAUAAUAUUCCUUAAAUUUAGAUUUCAAUAUCCUAAAUGUGGUACCCCAGGCUACGUAGCUCCAGAAAUUGCAAAUUUGACUGAUAAAAAUUAAAUCUAUGAUAAGAAAUGCGAUAUCUUUAGUGCAGGAGCAGUCUUCUAUAAAUUAUUAACUGGAAGAGAUAUGUUUUCAGGAACAGGAUUUGCUUAUGUAUUGGCUUAAAAUAAGAAAUGCCAAAUUGAUUUUACUCUCUUAUAAUUAAGAAAACUGCCAUAAGAUGCUAUUGUAUAUAAUAUUGUAAUCGAAGUUACUUUUAAAAUAAAUGUUACAAAAAGAUCCUAUGCUAAGACCGACAGCUGGGGAAUGUUUGAAAUUUCAAUUUUUCACAUCAACUCAAUAAAACGAAAUUCAUUCACCUGCACCUAGUACUGGUACAUACAAUUCGAAUUCUGCACCAUCAGGACCAUCAAAUGCACACAAAAGAUAAUUUUUUGCUUAAUAGAAAUAAAUGAUGUAGACUGUCGAUUUCUAAACUGAAGAAAAGACUGAAUACAAGGGAUCCUUUGUUACUAACGAUAUGGUACAAUAUCCUUAGAUGCCAAAAAUGGUAAUGAAAUUCAACACAACUGAAUUUGAAACAAUAUGA